Molecule: messenger RNA, 1465 nt
Organism: Cucurbita maxima (winter squash)
Lineage: Eukaryota; Viridiplantae; Streptophyta; Magnoliopsida; Cucurbitales; Cucurbitaceae
Product: phenylalanine--tRNA ligase alpha subunit, cytoplasmic-like
Exons: 16
Coding region: 154-1164 (336 amino acids)
Biological process (GO): phenylalanyl-tRNA aminoacylation
Cellular component (GO): cytosol; phenylalanine-tRNA ligase complex; cytoplasm
Molecular function (GO): phenylalanine-tRNA ligase activity; ATP binding; tRNA binding
Source: RefSeq, a predicted model, not a curated record
UAGAACUACAGAAAAAGUUGGGUCUAUCUGUUUUCAAGAUUGGAUGUGCUCAGGCAGCAAAGAACAAAUGGGUUGAAAUGGGGAAGCAAGUAAUAUCCAGAAAGGUUCAACAUGUUGAUGAUUAGGUGAAAAACUUGCUUCUGCAGAUAAAAGAUGGAAAGAACGUGGAAAGGCUACUCAGUGAAGAAGGGUCCUAGUUACGCUCCAAGAAGGAAAAAGGCUGCUACAGAUUUAACGCGGGAAAAUCUUCAGAGGGGCAUCUGGAGAGAACUAGAGUUCAAGGAGUAUAACUUCAAUGCCAAAGGUCAGCCCCUUGAGUGUGGUCAUCUUCAUCCAUUGCUCAAGGUUCGGCAGCAAUUGAAAAAUAUUUUUCGUCAAAUGGGGUUUGAAGAGAUGCCUACCAAUAACUUUGUCGAGAGCAGCUUCUGGAACUUUGAUGCAUUAUUCCAACCCCAACAACACCCUGCCCGUGAUGCACAUGAUACUUUCUUCUUGCAAGCUCCUUCCAGCACGAAGGAACUUCCUGAAGAUUAUGUGGAGCGGGUGAAGCAGGUCCAUGAGAAUGGUGGUUAUGGAUCCAAAGGAUAUGGAGAUGAUUGGAAAAGAGAGGAAGCAAAUAAGAACCUACUACGAACUCAUACAACUGCUGUGUCCUCCAGGAUGUUAUACUUGCUUGCACGGAAACCGUUUGCUCCCAAAAAGUACUUCUCGAUAGACCGUGUUUUCAGAAAUGACGCAGUAGAUAGAACCCAUCUUGCUGAGUUUCACCAGAUAGAAGGGUUGAUAUGUGAUCGAGGACUUACUCUUGGAGACUUGAUUGGAGUAUUGUAUGACUUCUUCUCUCGUCUAGGCAUGUCCAAGCUCCGCUUCAAGCCCGCUUAUAAUCCAUAUACUGAACCCAGCAUGGAGAUUUUCAGUUAUCAUGAAGGCUUUAAGAAAUGGGUAGAAGUUGGAAAUUCAGGAAUGUUUAGACCUGAGAUGCUACGUCCUAUGGGGCUUCCAGAGGAUGUCCGUGUUAUUGCAUGGGGUCAUUCGCUCGAGAGGCCAACCAUGAUCUUGAUCUUGUAUGGUGUUGAUAACAUUCGGGAUCUGUUCGGCCACAAGGUGGAUCUUGGUCUUAUGAAGAAGAAUCCGAUAUGCCGCCUUGGAAUCGAUGCCUGUUGAGCUAACCAAAACUCAGUAAGCAAAUACAAGUGUCCCAAUACCUAUUUGUUCUGUCGUUUAGGUUGUUUUUAACCAGCGAAUGGCCAAGUAUUCGCUCAUGUCGCUUUUCAUGGUAAGUGCUCAAUCAAUUACUUCUCAGGUACACGAAAAAACUAUUGCAUGACACCUCUGUAACACUUACCAUUUUUAGGAAUUUGAUUGUCAAAGACGAGUAGCGUAGCCUUGAUUUCUUUGUUUAUACGACUGAGGUGCCAUAUUCUUUUUAUAUUUAAGUUUUGGAAGGAAAUUGAUUAUUUGCUGC